Messenger RNA from Aspergillus luchuensis, 336 nucleotides. RefSeq lists its product as uncharacterized. Lineage: Eukaryota; Fungi; Ascomycota; Eurotiomycetes; Eurotiales; Aspergillaceae. Bases 1 to 336 code for a protein of 111 amino acids. The transcript has a single exon. The record is from RefSeq and is a predicted model, not a curated record.
AUGUGGCUUUAUAUGGACCAAUUCAGCAAGCUUUCUGAGGGUAUCACGAACCAUAAUGAUCCUUGGUUUCGACGUACCCAUGCAAGUCUUCAUUACCAUGUCCAGGGUUUCAUGAGGGUGUCAAGAUAUAUUCGUCUCUUUGGUCAAGCUGAAGUCGGGUACAAACAAUACAGAUACUUGCUUGCUCAAUAUCCAGGAAAUGUGGAUGGCGUGUAUUUUUCAGACACUUACCGCCAAGAACAUGGAUGUACACGUUCUUUUGAGUGCGUGUGGAAGGUGGUCCACUCGCCAUUUGAACGUUGUACCCCCGAUUUGGCAAGGGUUAACCGGAAGUGA